Messenger RNA from Spodoptera littoralis (African cotton leafworm), 930 nucleotides. The record is from the annotation of a GenBank genome assembly. NCBI's taxonomy places the organism in Eukaryota, Metazoa, Arthropoda, Insecta, Lepidoptera, Noctuidae.
AUGCGGCGUAAAGAACCGAGUUCCAGCAGUUACCAGCAGGUACAGAGUGCAGGCCGCGGGAAGAGUUUGAUUUCAACGAGAACUAUGCAGCAGCAGCAACGCAAGUCACAGAGUACAAGGAGCUUGUUGCCAAGAAGCUAUUCCUCCCCAGCACCACAAAACGAUCCUGAUGCAACCCCUUCAACCGUACAAAGAGGUUACAUCAUAAGAAGUUACUCCACACCAGAUCCGAAGCAGAUGGACUAUAGGCGAAAUUCGGACUCUUUUUACAGACCUAAAAUGCAUGGGUCGAGGAGUGAACUAGAUUCCGAUCUGGAGAAUUUUGAGCAAUUUGAGGAAUGCUUUAUAGAUAUAGAUGCGGACCAAGAUGAGGGUUUGAUUACCCAGUACAAGAGCCCUGAGAGAGAGGAGCCUAGAAAAGUGGUGACAUCCAUUUUGCCUGGCAGUGGGUUGCAGCGUGUGUCUAUAAGGCCUAUCCAUUCUACUGCAACACAAACUCUUCAUAGUGCACGAGAUGUUAUGAAGAAAUUGCAGAGAGAUGACGGGAAAGGUCCCUCCCGCUUGAACUUCAGACCUCUUGUAGUAAAGAUGCCAGCUCGUCACAUGCUUCAGACAAACCCUGAUCCUCCAUCUCCAGGAGUGGAGGAACUGCAGUCGUCUCCUCAACUCGAGAUGGAAACUGCUGAGCUGGAUAGGGAACUGCAUAAUGCUGAACAGCAUUUGGAAAAAGGGGUGGCUAUAGCUACCGAAGAAAGCGAUGCAGACACGUUUUCCGCGGCGCAUGUCGUUUACGAGCAGCAGCGGUUUAUUUACUACGGCUACUCGGCGACGGACACGACACGUGCGCCUCUCACACUAUCAGCCUCUCGCGCGCACGAUAACAAAACAUUGCUCGCCGCAGUAACACUAGUAACUAAACAUUCACGGUAA